Molecule: messenger RNA, 1101 nt
Organism: Diversispora eburnea
Lineage: Eukaryota; Fungi; Glomeromycota; Glomeromycetes; Diversisporales; Diversisporaceae
Source: the annotation of a GenBank genome assembly
AUGGUAAAUUCAUCCAUGCUUCAGGAACUUCACAAAGGUGAUUAUGAACUUGACCCAUCUGACAAUAGAUGCAUAAAGGGCUACUCAGUAAACUAUAAAAAGGCGAGAGGAGUCUUCUGUUUCGUGCCUCUGGAUAUACCUCUCAACGUUCCAAACAGAAGCCUAAGCGAUCAGGAAAUUCUCUGCUACUUUCUUCCUGAAAGGACGCCACUUGCUGAGGGAUUAGCUCUGGUUUACACUCACUUGAUGAAACUUCGGUUUCCAUCAAGUCUUCAAAGGGGGUUGCAUUUCGUUAUCGCACCUACGGUGCGCAUGACAAAAGAAAAAAACUAUGCACAUGUAGUAAAGGGGAUGGACUGGCAUUUGUGUACCAUUAAGGUCUCUGCUGAAAUGAAUGAGCUAAUAUGUUCUGACGAAGACCUUGAUAAUGUGGAGGGCUUUCUAAGGACUGAAUUAUAUUUGCUUAUGGAAAUUUGGUACGAGAAGGCAACGAACGAUAUGGAUCGUGAAAUUUUGGGUGAAUUGGAAGGCGCUUUCAGGUGGAGAGAAGCAGAGUUUUAUGAUAAUUCUACAUAUUCUAAAGUUUUUCAUACUACUUUUGAGACUAGUGAAGACAAAUAUGAAAUACUUUACAAAUUUUCUGUUGACAUCGAAAAUUGGAGUCAGGAACAAGUUAUUAGUUUUCUAAAGCCACAUAUUAAUGAAAAAUAUAUCAAGAGAAUCCAAGAACAGGAGAUAAAUGGUUCGGGAUUCCUUUUAUUGACUGAAGAAAUAUUUAUUCGAAAACCAGGUUCAUUCGAAUUUCCCUAUGGACUUGCAAUGACUAUUACAAAAUUGAUUAAAAAACUCAAAGAAUCAAAGGAUAAGAAAUCGGCUUUAGAUAAAAAAGUAACUGAAUCAAUAUCAUGGUGGACAUUUGAAGAUCGACUUAUAUUAUUGGAUGUUCUGCUUGAAUAUCUACCUGAUUCUUUACCUUGGGCUGAAAUUGUUAAAAAGUUCGAAGAAAGAUCUUUUCGUAGAAUUAGUUAUGGUUGUUAUCAUCAAUGUUCACGCAAAAAGGAAAUGGAGUUAAUUCCUUGGCUAUUUAAAUACAGAGGUUAA